AUGCUGCGCUUCGCCGGGGUACUGUGCAGGGCCGCUUCGGCCACGCCACUACCGCCCCCUCCGCCGCCGCGCUUGCUGGUCCUGACAAUGAUUCCAAACGGCGGCGCGCUUGCUCCGGCUCUCCGCAUACUGGGAUACCACCCCUACACCUUUGAGGACAGCGUACGCAAGGGUCGCCUGUUGACUCACCCACAGGAGUGGAUGGCGGUCCUGCGGGGGGAGAAGAAGUUUGACGUUGAAGUGCUCAGAGCUCCUCAGCAUGCGACAUCUACGAAAGGGGCGCCGUCGCCGUCGUCGGGCGACACCGGUGCGCCAAGCAUCCUAAGCUCGCCGCGGAUUAGCAAGACGCCGUCUGCGUCCCCACAGGCCCCCCUCUUCUUUGACUCGAUAGUCGGCCCGCCCGCCACCAUCGCCUUCGAGUCCAUCCUCAAGGAGUGCCCGCGCAGCACGCGUGUCAUUCUUGUCGAGGAGCCGGACAAGCUGGCAUGGGAGAGGGACAUGGAGCAGUGGCUGCAGCCGUUGGUGCUGGAGUGCAAGAGGAGCACGACGUGGUGGAACGCAUCGAAGCUUCACAUGAUGCUGCUCGAUAUGGUCGACCUGCGCCGUGCCCUCAUUAGCCCCAGCAGCCAGCGAAGUGGCCGUGUACGCCUCCCGCCGUCCUCGUCUGCCGCCAUGACGGCGCAGAACGUCCCCAUAUCGAAGCAGCACACGACGCUUCGUCUCGCGAGCGCCCUCGACUUAUUUGAACAACACGUGAAGGAGGUCGUCCCGCGCGACCGGCUGCUCGUCUACCGUGUUGGCGAUGGGUGGCAGCCACUCUGCGACUUCUUACAGGUGCCAGUGCCAAUGGCACCCGCAGCAGCAAGCUGUGCACCAAUGGAACCGGUGGCGUUUCCGCCUAACUCCACCGGUAGAGAAAUUCUUGUAUUUGUUUAUCAGGGCCUGAAGAAGAGCGCGGCUGUGGUAUCCUUUCUCUUCCUGUGUGUUUUGGCGCUCGCAUUGUUGCUACUCAGCUCCUUCACAGGGGAGUACACUCAGUUUUACCGUGACUACCGCGACUACGUCCGCCGCGACUUGGAGCCGUACAUGGAUGCCGAGAAGAUUCGCGAAGGCGACGAGUCUGCAUUGACGAUACGCCAGGCGCUGGUGAUGACGAAGAAGUCAUCGAAGCGAUUUGGCGAAGAGUACGAGAUGGAGAAUGGCGCAAUGAGCUCCAUGGCUGGUGUGAUGGAGCGCAUUGUCGGAUCAAAGUAA
This is a messenger RNA of Leishmania braziliensis MHOM/BR/75/M2904, 1254 nucleotides long. RefSeq lists its product as hypothetical. The coding region runs from base 1 to 1254 and encodes 417 amino acids. The transcript has a single exon. The record is from RefSeq and is a predicted model, not a curated record. NCBI's taxonomy places the organism in Eukaryota, Euglenozoa, Kinetoplastea, Trypanosomatida, Trypanosomatidae.